Messenger RNA from Oryzias melastigma (Indian medaka), 969 nucleotides. RefSeq names its product transmembrane protein 182. NCBI's taxonomy places the organism in Eukaryota, Metazoa, Chordata, Actinopteri, Beloniformes, Adrianichthyidae. The record is from RefSeq and is a predicted model, not a curated record. Gene Ontology annotation, cellular component: membrane. Bases 54 to 803 code for a protein of 249 amino acids. The transcript is spliced from 5 exons.
UCUUCAGGACAGCAGUUUUCAGGAGCUCCACACAAGAGCAACAGGCUGCAGUCAUGAGGGUGGGAGCUGCAGCCCUGGUUGGGGGGGUGUUCGGGGUCGUGGGGACCCUCUGUUUCUUCCUGGCCUUUGGGACAGACUACUGGCUGGUCGCCAGUGACAACUGUGGAUCUUACGCCACUCCAACGCCACCGACUGUGGACAAAGAUGCAAAUAAGACAGAGAUGGCGUCUGAAGAAGCCGUCACCGCGUCUCCGUCUUCCCUCACUCUGCACCACGAGGGGUUUUUCUGGCGCUGUGUGUUUCAGAUGGAGCCCUCAGCACACGCCGUUCUGACCACUCUCAUGAUAAAUCAGCCCACAUCCAAGUUGUGCGUCCAUGGUUACCUCUUCCCCUUACCUGUGGCUCUGGGACAGGUUCCCCAUCCAAAUUAUGACACGGCUGCAGUGUUUCGUGGUUUCUGGACCGUGUUGGUAAUCCUGGGGCUGGCUUCGGCCCUGGCUGGAGGUUUCCUUCUGGUGUGUGGCGUUCCUUUCAUCAGCCACAAACUCUACAAGCUGGGCGGAGCCUUCCUCAUCACUGCUGCCUGUUUGUUCCUCGCCACGCUGCUGCUGUACGUCCUGUGGAUGGAGGCGGUGGACGUGGCCCGCUACAUCCUGCAGGAGAGGGGAGAGUCGUGCCCACAGGCCGAGGUGUCGGUGCUCUACGGUCUGUCCUUCAUGGUGGCAGCAGCCGGCGUUCCUCUGGAGCUCGUCUCCGGUUUGGUGUUCAUGCUGGUGGGCCGGGCGCUGAGUGGCAGCAGAUGAGCCGGAGGAGAGGCAAGACCAAGCUUUUUAUAUCCUGCACCGGGACUCGCCAUGCACUUCUUACAGGAAGUCAUCCAGGACAAACAUUUUGCAUUUAAUUUAUAAUUGUGGGAUUGAAAUGGACUAAAAGAAAUUAAUUUCUCAAAAAAUAAAGAAAUAGAAUCAU